AUGUCGGGGAGACCUCCUGUCGUCAGCAGUGUGAACCCUACUAGUGGCCCUGCUGCUGGAGGAAACGCGGUAACCAUUGUCGGCUCUGGUUUCACCGGUGCUACGGCUGUGACAUUUGGCUCCACUCCUGCGACCUUCACUGUGAUCUCCAACACUCAGAUAACCGCUGUUACUCCCCCUGGCCCCUCCGGUGGCGGCCCCGUUGCUGUCAUUAUCGCUAGUCCUGGUGGUACUAGCGGGGCUGGCGUUAACUACACCUAUGUAGCUACGCCCGCCGUCAGCAGCGUGAGUCCCACUAGUGGCCCUGCUGCUGGAGGAAACACGGUAUCCAUUCUCGGCUCUGGCUUCACCGGUGUUACGGCUGUGACAUUUGGCUCCACUCCUGCGACCUUCACUGUGAACUCCAACACUCAGAUAACUGCCGUUGCUCCGGCUGGGCCUUCCGGCGGUGGCCCUGUUCCUGUCGUUGUCACUGGCCCUGGUGGUACUAGCGGGGCUGGCGUUAACUACACCUAUGUAGCUGCGCCUACCGUCAGCAGCGUGAGUCCCACUAGUGGCCCUGCUGCUGGAGGAAACACGGUAACCAUUGUCGGCUCUGGCUUUACUGGUACUACGGCUGUGACGUUCGGCUCCACUGCUGCGACCUUUACUGUGAACUCCAAUACUCAGAUAACUGCUGUUGCUCCGGCUGGGCCUUCCGGUGGCGGCCCUGUUCCUGUCGUUGUCACUGGUCCUGGUGGUACUAGCGCGUCUGGCGUUAACUACACCUAUAUAGCUGCGCCUGCCGUCAGCAGCGUGAGUCCCACUAGUGGCCCUGUUGCUGGAGGAACCACGGUAACCAUUAUCGGCUCUGGCUUUACCGGUACUACGGCUGUGACCUUCGGCUCCACUGCUGCGACCUUCACUGUGAAUUCCAACACUCAGAUAACUGCCGUUGCUCCGGCUGGGCCUUCCGGCGGCGGCCCUGUUCCUGUCGUUGUCACUGGUCCUGGUGGUACUAGCGCGUCUGGCGUUAACUAUACCUAUAUAGCUGCGCCUGUCGUCAGCAGCGUGAGUCCCACUAGUGGCCCUGCUGCUGGAGGAAACACGGUAACCAUUGUCGGCUCUGGUUUCACCGGUGCUACGGCUGUGACAUUUGGCUCCACUCCUGCGACCUUCACUGUGAUCUCCAACACUCAGAUAACUGCCGUUGCUCCGGCUGGGCCUUCCGGCGGUGGCCCUGUUCCUGUCGUUGUCACUGGCCCUGGUGGUACUAGCGGGGCUGGCGUUAACUACACCUAUGUAGCUGCACCUGUCGUCAGCAGCGUGAGUCCCACUAGUGGCCCUGUUGCUGGAGGAACUGUGGUAACCAUUGUCGGCUCUGGUUUCACCGGUGCUACGGCUGUGACAUUUGGCUCUACUGCUGCCGCCUUUACUGUGAACUCCAACACUCAGAUAACUGCUACUGCUCCGGCUGGGCCUUCCGGUGGCGGCCCUGUACCUGUCCUUGUUACUAUUCCUGGUGGUACUAGUGCCCCUAGCGUUAACUACACCUAUAUACCUGCGCCUGUCGUUACCAGCGUGAGUCCCACUAGUGGCCCUGCCGCUGGAGGAACCACGGUAACCAUUCUCGGCUCUGGUUUCACCGGUGCUACGGCUGUGAACUUCGGCUUAACUCCUGCCACUUUCACUGUGAACUCUGACAAUCAGAUAACUGCGGUUUCUCCCGGCGGCACUGCCGGCUUCACCUACUCUGUCCUUGUCACCGGUCCUGGUGGCAGUAGUGGCCCCGUCUUGGCUGCUAACUUCGACUAUGUGUGA
Messenger RNA from Penicillium canariense, 1800 nucleotides. Its product is annotated as beta strand repeat-containing protein. The record is from RefSeq and is a predicted model, not a curated record. Lineage: Eukaryota; Fungi; Ascomycota; Eurotiomycetes; Eurotiales; Aspergillaceae. The coding region runs from base 1 to 1800 and encodes 599 amino acids. The transcript has a single exon.